UCCUUCCUCUGCCGCUUCAUAGGGACUCAAAAAAAAAAGGGAAAAAAAAGAAAAAAGAAAAAAAAAAAGAUGUUUGGCAGCGGAGGACGCGUGAGCGCACCAGCACAGAUCCUCACACUUGAUGCCCCUCUCAGCAGAGAUGGUUGAGCCCUGGUCCAGGUUGCUGUGGUCCUCUCCUAAAAUUCAGUCUCGCUCACUCCUCUCCCAUCAGCUGACAUAGCGCGGCGGGCGGCUCUGCCUGGUUCUCCUCUGAGAAAAAGGGGAGAAAAAGGGAACCCACUUCAACCCAACAGAGAGAGAGAGAGAGGGAACAAAAAAAAUAAAAAAUAAAUAGGCUGUAGGUUACAUGUCUGAGUUGUGAAACAUGAAGGGGAUUUACAGAGACGGAUACUACGACGGAUCUAUUGAACUACGGGACGUUUUCAACAGGAGAUGCGUUAAAUGUGGCCGAGGGGACUUUGUUCAAGCCAAAACGAUGCGGAUUAGGACGGGAAUUGUUUUUUGGAAUCUCAUCUUUUCACUGAUGUUCACUUGUGUGAAAGGUUUUAUCCACACUUGCGGAGGCACUUUAAAAGGGAGGAAUGGGACGAUAGAAAGCCCCGGGUUUCCAUAUGGAUAUCCAAAUGGAGCGAACUGUACCUGGGUGAUUGUUGCCGAGGAGGGGAACAGAAUUCAUAUAGUUUUUCAAUCUUUCGCUGUGGAGGAGGAAUAUGACUUUUUAUCUUUGUAUGACGGGCACCCACACCCGGCCAACUUCAGGACGAGGUUAACAGGAUUUACCAUCCCUCCACCUGUUACCAGCUCUGGCUCCAUUUUUUCACUGAGGCUUACCAGUGACUUUGCAGUAAGCGCUCAUGGAUUUAAGGUAGCUUAUGAAGAGCUGAGAAGCAGUGCGUGUGGAAACCCAGGGAUUCCACCCAAAGGCAUACUGAAUGGAACCCAGUUCAACAUAGGUGAUAAAAUCCGCUACCGGUGUGUCACUGGCUAUGUUCUGGAUGGACAUUCACUCCUCACAUGUGUGACCAACGCAGCUGGUGUGUCAGUGUGGGACUUCCCUGUGCCAAUCUGUAGAGCGGAGGACACGUGCGGUGGCACCCUGAGGGGCUCCAGCGGACUUAUCUCCAGCUUCGAUUUUCCCACCGGUGACUCCCCUGGUGCUGGCGGAGGUGGAGGUGCUGGAGGCCUGGGCAGCAGUGGGGAGUGUAAGUGGACCAUCCUGGCAGAUCCCGGGGACACAAUCUCCCUGGUUUUCACUGAGUUUCAGAUGGAGGAGAAGUCGGAUUAUCUGGAAGUCGAGGGUUCUGAACCGCCAACCAUAUGGUUAACUGGAAUGAAUAUUCCAGCACCCAUCAUCAGCAACAAAAACUGGCUUCGCCUGCAUUUUGUGACAGAGAGCAACCACCGCCACAAAGGCUUCAGGGCACAGUAUCAAGUGAAAAGCUCUGGAGAGCUUAAAUCCAGAGGGGUAAAAUUAUUACCAGGAAAGGACAACACUAACAAACUGUCUUUGAUGAAUGAAGGAGGAAUCAAACAGGUGUCUAAUUACUGCCCUGACCCAGGGGAGCCAGAGAAUGGCAAACGGUUCGGCUCUGACUUCAGCAUCGGAGCAACUUCUCAAUUUACCUGUGAUGAAGACCAUGUGCUGCAGGGUUCCAAAACGAUUACCUGCCAGCGCGUAGCCGAAGUCUUCGCUGCUUGGAGCGACCACAGACCCGUCUGCAAGGUGAAAACGUGUGGGUCAAAUCUACAGGGACCCUCUGGGACUUUUACCUCUCCUAACUUCCCCAUCCAGUAUGAGAGUAACUCCCAAUGUGUGUGGAUCAUCACGGCCAGCGAUCCAAACAAGGUUAUUCAGAUCAACUUUGAAGAGUUCGACCUUGAAAUUGGGUAUGAUUCACUAACAAUUGGAGAUGGAGGGGAAGUAGGUGAUUCGAAAACAAUAAUACAAGUGUUGACCGGGAGCUUUGUCCCAGACUUGAUUGUCAGCAUGUCCUAUCAGAUGUGGCUUCACCUACAGUCCGAUGAGAGCGUGGGCUCAAUUGGCUUCAAGAUCAACUACAAAGAAAUUGACAAAGAGAGUUGUGGUGACCCUGGUACACCCCUGUACGGUUACCAAGAGGGUAGUGGCUUUCUAAAUGGAGACGUUCUGCGCUUUGAAUGCCAGUUUGGAUUUGAGCUCAUCGGGGAGCGGAUGAUAACCUGCCAGAACAACAAUCAGUGGUCGGCUAAUAUUCCCAUCUGCAUAUUCCCCUGCUUUUCCAACUUCACGGCUCCGAUGGGGACGGUAUUGUCUCCUGACUACCCAGAGGGCUAUGGAAACAACCUCAACUGUGUGUGGCUGAUUAUCUCUGAGCCCGGCACCAGAAUCCACCUGGCCUUCAAUGAUUUUGACCUGGAGCCUCCCUAUGACUUCCUCACUAUUAAAGAUGGCGACCAGUCAGGAGCCACAAUACUAGGGCGCUUCUCAGGGGCCGAAGUCCCUUCCCACCUCACAUCCAACAGCAACGUUCUGCAGCUGGAGUUCCAAGCUGAUCACUCAAUGUCUGGACGAGGAUUCAACAUCACCUACAGCACUUUUGGCCGUAAUGAGUGCCCUGACCCUGGCAUACCGUUAAAUGCCAGGCGCUUUGGGGACAGUUUCCAGCUGGGGAGCUCCAUCUCUGUAGUUUGUGAGGAGGGCUUCAUCAAGACACAGGGGGCUGAUACCAUCACAUGCCAUCUCGAGGAAGGCAAGGUGAUGUGGAGUGGACUCAUACCCAAAUGUGAAGCUCCUUGUGGGGGCCACUACUCAGGGCCGUCUGGUGUCAUCCUCUCCCCGGGGUGGCCAGGCUACUACAAAGACUCCCUGAGUUGUGAGUGGGUCAUUGAGGCCGAGCUGGGAAGCUCCAUCAAGAUCAGCUUUGACAGGUUUCAAACUGAGCUCAGUUAUGACUUCCUGGAAGUGCACGACGGACCCAACCUACUCUCUCCACUGAUUGGCUCGUUUAAUGGAACCCAGGUCCCUCAGUUCCUGUUUAGUAGCAGCAACUUUCUGUACUUGCUUUUCACCACAGAUAACAGUCGAUCAAACAGUGGCUUCAAGAUAUUCUACGAAGUGGUCACUUUGGACACAUACUCCUGUAUGGAUCCUGGUAUCCCAGUGAAUGGCAUACGCUUAAGCCACGACCUGUCUAUUGGCUCCACGGUGUCCUUUCAGUGUGACCCAGGAUACAGACUGAGCCACGAGGAACCACUGGUUUGUGAGAAGAACCACUUCUGGAGCCACCCACUGCCCACAUGUGAUGCAUCAUGUGGUGGGGAUAUCAGGGGACCUGGAGGGAUCAUCUUAUCACCCGGAUACCCGGAGCUGUACUCUAACUCUCUAAACUGUACUUGGACUGUGGAAGUCAGCCAUGGAAAAGGUGUCCAAUUCACUUUCCAUUCCUUCCACCUGGAGGAUCACCAUGACUACCUUCUGAUAACAGAAAAUGGCAGCUUUGCCCAGCCACUGGCUCGACUCACAGGCUCAGAGAGGCCUGCUCCGGUUAACGCUGGCCUGUAUGGGAACUUCAAGGCCCAGCUACGCUUCAUUUCUGACUUCUCCAUAUCGCUGCAGGGAUUCAACAUCUCCUUCUCGGAGUAUGAUCUGGAACCCUGUCAGGACCCUGGAACCCCUCGGUUUGGCUGGCACACUGGCUCUAGAUUUGGGAUUGGUGACUCAUUGGCUUUUUACUGCAACACGGGCUAUCGUCUACAGGGGGCGAAGGAGAUCGUGUGCUUGGGAGGUGGCCGCCGCAUGUGGAGUGCCCCUCUGCCAAGGUGUGUGGCGGAGUGUGGAUCCACGGUCUCCAACAAUGAAGGAGUUCUUUUAUCACCAAACUACCCAAUGAACUAUGACAACAGCCAUGAAUGUGUGUACAGCAUUCAGGUCCAAACAGGAAAAGGCAUCAACAUGACAGCCAGCACCUUUCAACUUGCACAAGGUGACAUCCUCAAGGUGUAUGACGGUAAAGAUGGUGCAUCCCCACUCCUUGGCACAUACACAGGCACGUUGAUGCAAGGUCUGUCCCUCACCAGCACCUCCAACUAUCUGUGGCUUGAGUUUUACUCUGACCAGGAGGCAACGGGAGCAGGGUUCCGGCUCAUAUACCACAGUUUUGAACUCUCCCACUGUGAUGAUCCCGGUGUGCCGCAGUUCGGCUUUAAAGUCAGUGACCAGGGUCACUUUGCUGGAAGUGCCAUCACGUUUGGCUGCGACCAAGGUUACACCCUGCACGGCAGUGGCAUACUCAAGUGCAUGACUGGGGAGAGAAGAGCAUGGGACAACAACCUGCCAUCAUGUAUAGCGGAGUGUGGUGGCAAUUUUAAGGGUGAGUCUACAGGGCGUAUCCUCUCUCCUGGGUAUCCCUUCCCCUAUGACAACAACCUGAGGUGCACCUGGACGAUUGAGGUCAGCUCCGGCAACAUUGUCAGUCUCCAGUUCCUUGCAUUUGAUACAGAGGCAUCCCACGACAUCCUGAAGGUGUGGGACGGGCCUCCCGAGAACGAGAUGUCUCUGAAGGAGGUUAGCGGCUCACUGCUGCCUGAGGGGAUCCACUCCACUCUCAAUGUUGUCACCAUUCAGUUUGAGACUGACUUUUAUAUCACCAAGUCUGGCUUUGCCAUUGACUUCUCCAGUUCGCUUGCAACAGCGUGCAGAGAUCCAGGUAUUCCUAUGAAUGGCAGUCGCAACGGGGAAGGGCGGGAGCCUGGCGACUCAGUGACCUUCUCUUGUGAUCCGGGAUAUGAAUUGCAAGGGGAGAGCAGAAUCACUUGCAUCCAAGUGGAAAAUAGAUACUACUGGCAACCCAGCCCGCCAAGCUGCAUUGCUCCUUGUGGUGGGAAUGUGACUGGCUCUUCGGGAUUCAUCCUGUCUCCAAACUACCCACACCCCUAUCCACACAGCAAAGACUGUGACUGGCUUAUUACUGUCCACUCUGACUAUGUAAUUUCCUUGGCUUUUAUCAGCUUCAGUAUUGAGCCCAACUAUGAUUUCCUGUAUAUCUAUGAUGGGCCAGACAGCAGCGCUCAUCUGAUUGGCAGUUUUCAAGACAGUAAACUUCCUGAGAAGAUUGAGAGCACUUCCAACUUUAUGUAUUUGGCAUUUCGCAGUGAUGGCUCUGUGAGCUACACCGGCUUUCAUUUGGAAUAUAAAGCAAAACUGCGGGAAGCGUGUUUUGAUCCAGGGAAUAUGAUGAAUGGCACUAGAAUGGGUACUGACUACAAGCUGGGUUCUAUGGUGACAUUUCAUUGUGAGGCUGGCUACCUGCUUCAGGGCUACUCCACUCUGACAUGUGUCAUGGGCAACAGCAAGAGACCAGAGUGGGACAGAGCCAAACCAAGAUGCCAAGCCCCAUGUGGAGGUCACUUCACAGGUUCAGAGGGAACUGUGCUGUCCCCAAACUACCCACAUAAUUACACCAGAGGCCAGACCUGUGUCUAUGACAUCUUUGUCCCUGGAGACUUUGUUCUCUUUGGCCAAUUUGUGGUAUUCCAGACUUUGACCAGUGAUGUGGUCGAGAUAUAUGAUGGAUCCUCCACAGAUUCAGCACUCCUCUCUUCCAUAUAUGGAUCACACUCAGGUGAGACACUCCCUUUGAGUUCCGGAAACAAGAUAACUCUCAAGUUCACCACAAACGGAACAGGAACAGCCAAAGGAUUUCAUUUUGUUUACCAAGCUGUCCCCCGGACAAGUGCCAUUCAGUGUAGCUCAGUCCCUGAGCCCCGGUUUGGGAAGCGGAUAGGGAACGACUUUGGCAUCGGCAUGGCGGUACUGUUUGAAUGCAAUCCAGGCUACACGUUGCAUGGCUCCAACGCCAUCAGGUGUGAGGCCGUGCCCAGUGCCCUGGCGCAGUGGAACGGCACUGUGCCCACAUGUGUUGUUCCCUGUGGUGGUGUGUUAACUGGCCGCAGAGGCACGAUCCUCUCUCCCGGAUACCCAGAGCCAUACGCCAACUAUUUGAACUGCGCCUGGAAAAUCUCAGUUCCUGAGGGAGCUGGCAUCCAAAUUCAAGUUGUGACCUUUGCCACAGAACACAACUGGGACUCGCUAGAUUUUUUUGACGGGGUUGACGGCAAUGCUCCAAGGCUUGGUAGCUACUCAGGGACAACAAUCCCACAACUGUUGAACAGCACGUCCAACAACCUGUACUUGACCUUCCAGUCUGACAUCAGUGUUUCCGCUGCUGGCUUCCACUUGGAGUAUACAGCAAUAGGUUUGGAUUCGUGCCCAGAGCCGUUGUCUCCCAGUAACGGACAAAAAGUGGGUGACCGCUACACUGUGGGUGAUAUGGUGUCCUUCCAGUGCGAUCAAGGUUUCUCGCUACAGGGUAAUGCAUAUAUUACCUGCAUGCCUGGUCCCGUCAGAAGGUGGAAUUACCCCGUACCUCUUUGUUUAGCUCAGUGUGGCGGCUCUAUGACAGACUUCAGUGGCGUCAUCCUCAGCCCAGGCUUUCCAGGGAAUUACCAGAGCAGCCUGGACUGCAGCUGGAGAGUUCAACUCCCGAUUGGCUUUGGCAUCCACCUGCAGUUUCUGAACUUCUCCACAGAGCCUGUUCAUGACUAUCUGGAGGUGCGCAGUGGGAGCCUGGAGACAGGAACAGUGAUUGAUCGCUUCAGUGGCCCUGUGGUGCCAAACUCUCUCUUCAGUACCACACAUGAGACCACUCUGUUCUUCCACAGCGACUACUCCCAGAACAAGCCUGGCUUCCAUAUCGUCUACCAGGCAUAUGAACUACAGAGGUGUCCGGAUCCACGACCGUUUCGUAACGGCAUUGUGAUUGGUCUGGACUACAGUGUUGGCAUGACCAUUUCCUUUGAGUGCCUUCUGGGUUACACUCUGCUUGGAGAGCCAUCACUUACAUGUCUGCAUGGAGUCAGCAGAAACUGGAAUCACCCUAUACCUCGCUGUGAAGCUCUCUGUGGUGGGAAUAUAACAUCCAUGAAUGGCACAAUUUACUCUCCUGGACACCCAGCCGAGUAUCCACACUUUCAGGACUGCAUGUGGACUGUCAGAGUACCUCCUGGUUAUGGCAUCUAUAUCAAUUUCUCUGUUAUCAAUACAGAGCCAAUCUACGACUACAUCACUGUGUGGGAUGGACCUGACCAGGGCUCGCCUCAAAUCGGUCAGUUCAGUGGUAGCUCUGUGCAGGAGGGCGUGUCCACCACCGCCAAUCAGAUCCUCAUCAAAUUCCACAGCGACUUCAGCACCAGUGGCUUCUUUGUGCUGCAUUAUUACGCAUACCAGCUGAGAACAUGUCAGCCACCCCCUCCCGUCGCCAAUGCCACCAUCCUAACCGAUGAUGACGAGUUUGAAAUAGGGGACAUUAUUCGAUACUCGUGCCUGCCUGGCUUCACCUUGGUGGGCAGUGAGAUUCUGACCUGUCGACUAGGAGAACGACUGCAGAUGGAUGGACCCCCACCAGUCUGUCAAGUCCAAUGUCCGGCCCAUGAGGUGCGUUUUGAUUCAACAGGGGUGAUUUUAAGCCCGGGCUACCCUGAAAAUUACCCCAAUCUCCAGAUGUGCUCUUGGCUGAUCAACGUGGAGAAGGGUUACAACAUCACCCUGAACUUUGAACUCUUCCAAACAGAAAAGGAGUUUGACAUCUUGGAAAUAUUUGAUGGUCCCAACAUCUACAGCCAGAGCAUGGCAUCACUCAGCGGUGACAUUGAAACACCCUUCAGCCUGACCACCACGGGCCACCAGCUCCUACUGCGCUGGUCCUCUGACCAUGGAACCAACCGACGCGGCUUCCACAUCAGAUACGUGGGUGAGUAUCAAACAAUGUACUGCAGUACCCCAGACUCCCCACAACACGGCUUUGUAGUGAGCCAGACAGGGGGUCAUCUUAACAGCAUGGUGCGCUGGGCCUGCGACAGGGGGUACAAGCUGAUCGGAAAGGGCACAGCUGUGUGCAAGAAGACCACCUAUGGCUUCUACGCCUGGGAUGCGCCAGUUCCCGCAUGUCAAGCUGUGUCAUGCGGUGUGCCCAGCGCGCCAGUGAACGGAGGUGUGCUUGCUGCUGAUUACUCCGUCGGCACACGGGUGACCUACUUCUGCAACAGCGGCUACCGGCUCUCCUCCAAAGAGCUGACGACCACAGUCUGCCAGCCAGACGGCACCUGGAGCAACCACAACAAGAUACCCCGAUGCAUCGUCAUUAUGUGCCCUAGUCUCAGCUCAUUCUCUUUGGACCACGGCAAAUGGAGGAUUGUCAAUGGUUCGCACUACGAGUAUGGAACUAAAAUAAUAUUUACUUGCAACCCUGGAUACUACCGGGUUGGCCCCGCCCAUAUCCAAUGCCUGGCCAAUGGGGUCUGGAGCUGGAGGAGUGAGAGGCCUCGAUGUAGAAUCAUUUCCUGUAGCGAUCUUCCCGCUCCUCCUAAUGGGAAGAAAAUUGGGACCCAAACUACCUUUGGAGCAUCAGCCAUUUUCAGCUGUAACCUUGGCUAUGUUUUGAGCGGAUCUACAGUCAGAGAAUGUCUCCUGUCCGGCCUUUGGAGUGGGACUGAGACUCACUGCCUCGCUGGUCACUGUGGUGUUCCAGAGCAGAUAGUCAAUGGGCAGGUGAUAGGAGAAAACUUUGGCUACAGAGACACAGUGGUUUACCAGUGCAAUCCUGGAUUCAGGCUCAUUGGCUCCUCGGUACGGAUCUGCCAGCAGGACCACAACUGGUCUGGACUCCUCCCAGUUUGUAUCUCUGUCACAUGUGGCCACCCUGGUAGCCCUAUCUAUGGCCGCACCACAGGCGAUGGCUUCAACUACAACGAUGUGGUGCGCUUCUCCUGUAACAAAGGCUAUACACUGGAAGGACCCUCCACAGCCCAGUGCCAGGCCAGCCGCCAGUGGAGCCAGCAGCCACCAACAUGCAGAGUGGUAAACUGCACGGAUCCAGGUAUCCCUGCCAACUCUAUCCGGGAGAGUAAGAUUGAGCACGGUAACUUCACGUUUGGUAGUGUGGUCUUUUACGACUGUAACCCAGGAUAUUACCUGUUUGGAUCAUCAGUGCUCACCUGCCAGCCAGUGGGCCACUGGGACAGACCUCUACCAGAAUGCAUUGAAGUGGACUGCGGCCACCCAGGUACACCACCCCACGGAGUGAUGAGUGGGGAGAAGUUCACCUUCGGCUCCACGGUGCGCUACUCCUGCUCCGGAGACCGCCAGCUCAUAGGAGACUCAUCACUCACCUGUCAGCUGAACGGACACUGGAGCAGUCCACUGCCCCAUUGCUCUGGUGACUCGGCCGACACUUGUGGGGAUCCCGGCACACCUGCCCAUGCCAGCAGGGAGGCAGGGAACUUCAAAGUGCGGAGCAAGGUGCGCUUCACCUGCGCAGUGGGACACACGCUGUACGGCUCGGCAGAGAGGAUCUGCUUCCCCAACGGGACUUGGUCUGGCAGACAGCCGUUCUGCAAGCCGGUGCAGUGUAGUAAUCCAGCCACACCUGCUCACGGCCGUAUUUCCCGAGUGGAUGGCACAACUUUCUCCCACUCCAUCGUGUAUUCUUGUAUGGAUGGAUAUUUCCUCACUGGAUCACCCACACGUCAGUGUCUGGCAAAUGGCACAUGGUCUGGCAUGGCUCCAAACUGUACAAUGAUCACCUGUGGUGACCCUGGUAUUCCAGCGAAUGGCCUUAGAUUUGGCGAUGACAUCACAGUGGGCCAGAAUGUGACGUUCAUGUGCCAGCCAGGAUAUGUGAUGAUAGGAGGCGACAACAAUGUCUCAAGGACCUGCACCAACAAUGGCACCUGGAGUGGCACCAUGCGAGCAUGCCAAGUGGUGACUUGUCCUACACCCCCACCCAUCCCCAACGGCCUCCUGGAGGGCUCAGUCUUGGAGUGGGGUACCAGUGUGAGCUACAGCUGCCUGCCUGGCUAUGAGCUGUCCUUCCCUGCUGUGCUCACCUGCACAGGAAAUGGAAGCUGGAGCGGAGACCUGCCUCAGUGCUUGCCCAAGUUCUGCGGAGACCCUGGUAUGCCUGCCAAAGGAAGGAGGGAAGGGCGCAGUUUCAUCUUCAAGUCUGAGGUGAUGUUUAGCUGCAGUGCCCCCUACGUGUUGGUUGGGUCAACAUCGCGCAUGUGCCAGGAGGAUGGCACCUGGAGCGGGUCUCAGCCUCGAUGUAUAGAGCCUACAAGAACCACUUGUGAAAAUCCAGGGACACCUGAGCAUGGCUAUAUGAACUACUCGACCGGCUUCAAGGUGGGCAGCAGACUCGACUUCCAGUGCCAACAGGGACACCUACUGCAGGGCUCUACCACCCGGCUCUGUUUGCCAGAUCUCACCUGGACCGGCAUCCAGCCCACCUGCAUCCCUCACUCCUGCAAGCAGCCGCGGAGCCCGGCCAAUGCUGACGUCGUGGGUCUGGACCUGCCCUCCUACGGUUACACCCUGGUGUACAGCUGUCAGCCAGGUUAUUUCCUUUCCGGGGGUUCAGAGCACCGCGUCUGCCGCUCUGACAGCAGCUGGACUGGCAAGGUGCCUGUCUGCAGAGCCGGUUCCAAAUCACAUGAGAAAACUGUCAAACCCUUUCCAGGGACACCGAGCCCAAAAAUAAAUGUUCCUGACGACGUGUUUGCCCCUGAUUUCGUCUGGAAGGGUUCCUAUGAUUACAAAGGCCAGAAACAGCCGAUGACUUUGACAGUCACAAGCUUUAAUGCCUCCACUGGAAAAGUCAAUGUAACUUUAACCGACAGUAGCAUGGAGUUUCUACUCUCUGGAGUGUACAAGCGCCAGGAGGCACGGUUAAUGCUUUUGCUGUACCAGAUGAGAGCAGUGGCUCACAGCUCUUUGAGCAGGAUUACUGAUGAGACCUGGGCAAUGGAUGGAUUUGUUUCAGCCGAGCCUGAGGGUGGCAGCUAUGUGUUCCAAGGCUUCAUACAGGGUAAAGACUACGGACAGUUUGGACUUCAGAGAGUUGCACAAAGUGGAUUAUUCCCUUCCACAUCAUCGUCCUUUACGACUUUGUGCUCAACAUUCCUGUUGUCAUCGUCUCAUGAUUGUCUUCAACAAGAUUAUCACAGUAACAGUGAUCAUUAUCACUAUGAUCAUUAUGGUUGUCGUCUUUAUCAACGGGCUGCUGCGUCUCCGACUUGUCAUUGUGAUCAUCUUCCUCUUCAUUAUCAUCAUCACCAUCGUCACCAGCAGAUGAUGCGUCUAAGUGUGAGGGAGAAUAUUACACUCAUUGACCCCGAAACCAAUGGCUCUACCAACAGCAGUUCUGUCGCUGUAGCUAUCCUCGUGCCUUUCUUUGCCCUCAUCUUUGCAGGCCUCGGAUUUUAUCUCUACAAACAGCGGAAAACAGAUAAAGCGCAGUACACAGGAUGUUCUGUCCACGAGAACAACAAUGGACAGGCCACUUUUGAGAAUCCCAUGUACAACACAAACACUAAAGCUGCUGAGGGGAAAGUCGUCCGCUUUGACCCCAAUCUCAACACCAUCUGCACCAUGGUUUGAUGUCUACUGAGUGAAAGAGAAACAAAUGGAGGGAGAAUACAACUUCUCCUUUUUUGCUCUACAUAAAUAUAUAUACAGACAUUUAUAUUUUUCCUGUUUCUGAUGACAUUCAACAAAGAAAAAGAGUUGAUCAGAAACAUAAAGCACAUUUUCAGCAACACUUAUGGCAGUUGCAGUUGAUCGUAUACAGAAUCUCAAAGAUUAAUGUGAAAGGAAGGGGGGGUCGCACACCUUUCCAGAUCUUCCCGUAGCUCGGUGAAGUGAAGCGUUCUUUACACUCUGUGAGUGUUGGCUUUAUGAAUAAAAGAGCCUCUGGCAUAUAGACAAAAUUGAGUAUUUUAUGCUCUUUAGUAUAAAUAUAGAGGGGUUACUUCACAAUGCCAAAUGAAAAAUUCAACUUUUUUUUUUCUAAAAUAAUAACAGCCCAGAUAAAGACCCUGUUGUGGUUUGUUUUUGUCUUUGUCUCAUGUUCCCCUGAUGAGUUAUUUUCUCUUAUGGAAGAGAGGAGCCUCUCAACUGUGAGGUGAUCAAUGUAAUCUUUAGAGUCUAUUUUCUAAGCUGUGGGGUGUGAGAGAGGGGAUUAGGAAGUGGACAAGAAACUGCCUCUCUUUAAAUAGUGUCGGUGCUGUAGUGUGUUCAGCGUUAUAUGGCCAAUUUUACCUCUUAAUUGGAUGGUACCUCCUACUGACGAGAUAUAUGGCCAGGGAUUUAAUUACUGAAGUGCAGUACCAUUUUUCUAGAGUGCCGCUGGGAAUGCUAGGGCUUUUAUUGUUACAGUGCAGGUUUUCUGACAACAAUAGAGUACAUUUUCUUCACAAGAAAUAUAGUCAACAUUAAGGUUUAUUAUCAAGUUGAGUGCAGUGAAUUUGUUUAUGACAGAGUUGUUCUUUAAGGAUGAGAGUUUAAAUUGGGUCUAUCCUAGGCACACUGUACCUUUCAGUAUAUUCAUCAUGUGGGGCUGUACUCAUGUCAUCCGUGUAUUUUAUCUGUUCUUAAGUUAUUGAAACUGUUCUGAAAACUGAUUUCUCUUGAGGUAAUUUUUCUUUUUGUGAUUUUCUAGCUUUUUGUCCCAAAUAAACCAAAAUCAGAGUGAAUUAACCCCAGCCUUGAGCCUGUGUGUACCAAGAAUCUCAAAGUAGGAGUUGCUUAAAUGUUUCAGGGGUUGUUGAACGAUAGAGUUGAGAAUAGAGUGCACAGUACCUACAGCUGGCCAGGUUUCCCAGAAGUUUAUUUAAGCCUGGAAGUCAGUAAAUCAAAGUGCAAAGAUAUGUCGGUGGGCAGUCUGUGGUCGGUUGAAGCUUGUUGUCCUGCUCAAUUUUAGUAUAAAUCUUGACAUGCGUCUGCCUCACUUAAGGGUAAUUCCAUGACGGAACAAGUGUAACCUCCACGUCCGUCCUGGUUUUUCACAAACUGAGCAGUGUUGGUCGUUCUUUAAUUCUUUUGGGAAACCGUGCCUUAGUCAGUAAAUAACCUGAUCCACACUCCUACUUGGAGAAACUUGAUGAACGCACAGCCUUGGCCUAUUUUAUUGACGCCCACUGAUACAAAUGGUCAUUUCAUUGUCUCACUGAACCAUCAGCUUCUGCCAACAAAUGUACAGUAUACAUGAAAAGAUUUGCACACUUAAACAUGAGCCACCAUCAGUGUUCAACUACCAUCCAUCCAUUUUUUAAAAGAAAAAAAUGAAUCUGACACUGUCAUCACAUUUCUACAUCAUUGCAGUGCCUUGAAUACUGUAUGGGCAUAUGUUUUUAAGGAAGACAUGACAUUUAUUGCAUUAGUAAAACUGUACAUCAGUGUAAUUUAUCUGCACAGUUAACAAUGAUUCAGCUGAUUGAUGUCAGCUCUGACAGUUUAUCUAAAAAGAGGUGUUUAAAAAGCAGCUCAUAGUUUCAUAUCUGUGCAUGUUGGCAAAAAGUGAUCCAGUAUAGCAAUUGCUGCUAUAGUACUUUGUACCACUAUGUUUAUUCCUGUCAUUGCUGUUACAUUUUGUACAUUUAUACAGUUUUGAUACUUGAUGGCAUUCUUUGGCAAGAUGUCUUGUGUUAUCGAUAUGUAAUAUAUUUUGCGAGUUCAUAUUUCUUAUGGAUGAGAAAAAGAAAUGCACCUGGCAAAAACAGUAUACGGCAAGUCGGUCUCACAUCAGACUAGAGUAGAAUGCUUUUAAAUGUACCACACAAUUGUUAUCCCAUUCAACAAUCUCUGUAUAUGAAUAUGUAAAUAUUACAAAACUUUUGUAAAGAGAUAUAUUUUUUAUGCAAAUAAAGCAUUUGUAAGUUAUUGAAUAUGUUGUGUAAAAUUUCACAUGUAAAUGUCAUGUAAGAUCAAAAAUGUUUUGUAUUUUUUCUUUAUCAGCAAUGUAUAAAUCCUUAAUUUAUAUAUAAAAUAUGAA
Acanthopagrus latus (yellowfin seabream) is the source of this 13862-nucleotide messenger RNA. Its product is annotated as CUB and sushi domain-containing protein 3-like. Gene Ontology annotation, biological process: regulation of dendrite development. The coding region runs from base 365 to 11470 and encodes 3701 amino acids. The record is from RefSeq and is a predicted model, not a curated record. NCBI's taxonomy places the organism in Eukaryota, Metazoa, Chordata, Actinopteri, Spariformes, Sparidae. The transcript is spliced from 71 exons.